This is a messenger RNA of Abrus precatorius (Indian licorice), 1190 nucleotides long. RefSeq names its product CASP-like protein 1D2. NCBI's taxonomy places the organism in Eukaryota, Viridiplantae, Streptophyta, Magnoliopsida, Fabales, Fabaceae. Bases 311 to 874 code for a protein of 187 amino acids. The record is from RefSeq and is a predicted model, not a curated record. The transcript is spliced from 3 exons.
AGAUUUUGCAUAUAAAAUAUUCUAGCAUAAUAUAGACUAUUAGCUGUGAGGCUCAUUACAUACACACCAACUUACAAAAAACUGUUCAAACUAACUCUAGCGUGCAGGAAACUCCAACUCAUUUGUUUUUACAUCUUUCUGGUUCCAUUACCUUUCCCUCAAGUCCUAAUCUAUCUAUAUAUAUUUGCAUAACAUCAUUGUUCGACUAUCCUUAUCUUCCCACCCCUCUAUUUCACGUUAACCACUAAGUUUACUAUCAGUACCUGCCACUAAUAAAACCAAUUUAACAAGUUACCUUGCAAAGAAAAACAUGGCUUCUACAGACAAGCCUGGGGAUCCUGAGUACAAAACGUCUUCAACUCCAGCUCCUGCUGGUGUUGAUUACUUUAUCUUUGAUGUCAUAUUAAGGUUUCUUUUGUUUGCAGCAUCAUUGGUGGCAGUUGUGGUGAUGGUCACUGGUAAUCAAACAGAAGGUUUUCCUGUGCCACGGCCAGCCAAGUUCAGAUACUCACCCGCCUUUGUAUAUUUUGUGGCUGCAUUCUCCGUGUCUGGCCUUUAUGGUAUCAUUACAACUCUCGCUUCAAUCUUUGUAAUAAAAACGCCAGCCCUCAAAAUCAAGUUCCUCCUCCAUUUUCUCUUAUGGGAUGUGUUGAUAUUAGGGAUAAUAGCCUCAGCAACAGGCACAGCUGCGGGUGUGGCAUAUGUAGGUUUGAAAGGAAACAACCAUGUGGGUUGGCAUAAAAUUUGCAAUGUUUAUGACAAGUUCUGUAAGCAUAUUGCUGGCUCCCUGGCAGUGGGUUUGUUUGGCAGCAUUGUCACGGUCUUGUUAAUUUGGCUUUCAGCUUACAGCAUUCAUAGCCGAGUUCCUAAGUAGGUUGAAGGAACAUGGAUCAUUCUACGUACACAUUCACUCAACUUCUUAUGUAGUCUCAGUCAGUGUGUCAAGUAAUUGUUAAGAGUGUGUAAAUGACUUUAUGUGUUGCUUCAGUGGUGUUAAUUAUUUUUUUGUAAAUCAGUGUUUUCCUCCCAAGGACCUGAGUUGUGUUUUACAUGACAUCUGUGCCAUAAAUUAUUGUGUAACUAUCAAUUAUGCUAUCAUAAAAAGUAAAUGUAACAAAUAAUCAACUCAUAAAAAUAGAUGAUUUGCACUGUAAUAGUGUAAUCAUUGCAUGUUUUGUGCGGUUUUUUGU